AUGAUGACCAAUGCAAGGAACCGGACAACGUACCAAUGGAAAACAAAAAAUAUAUUAAGAAUAGCCACUUGGAAUAUUAAAUCUUUAAAUACAAGAGAACAGGAACUUACUAAGGAACUCAUGGAUGCAAAGGUAGACAUAUGCGCUCUUCAAGAAACUAGGAAAAAAGGCAAGGGUCAAAUUAUGUUAGAUAACUACAUAAUGAUAUAUAGUGGCGUACCAAAGGAAACAAGAGCCAAGGAAGGAGUCGCCAUAUUAGUUCAGAAAAGAUUAACUAUACAGAUUGAAGAGUGCAAAUACGAAUCAAAGAGAAAUGUUGCAAUUAGAAUGAGAUUGGGAGAAGAGCUAGUCAAUAUCAUAGGAAUAUAUGCGCCGGAAAAUAAUAGAGAACAAAACAUCAGAGAGAGAUUUUUCGAAGACCUAAAGACAUCAAUAAAUGAUAUGCCAUCAAAAGGGUCCAUGAUUGUAUUGGAUGACUUCAAUGAUCGAAUUGGAAAUGACAUCAUCCCAGGAAUAUAA
Diorhabda carinulata is the source of this 519-nucleotide messenger RNA. Its product is annotated as craniofacial development protein 2-like. Gene Ontology annotation, biological process: DNA repair. The transcript has a single exon. Gene Ontology annotation, molecular function: double-stranded DNA 3'-5' DNA exonuclease activity. The coding region runs from base 1 to 519 and encodes 172 amino acids. The record is from RefSeq and is a predicted model, not a curated record. Lineage: Eukaryota; Metazoa; Arthropoda; Insecta; Coleoptera; Chrysomelidae.